This is a messenger RNA of Funneliformis geosporum, 435 nucleotides long. The record is from the annotation of a GenBank genome assembly. NCBI's taxonomy places the organism in Eukaryota, Fungi, Glomeromycota, Glomeromycetes, Glomerales, Glomeraceae.
AUGUCUACAACAAAAUAUACAAAAACACAAGAUGAAACAUUACCUGAGGACGAUUCGGUGUCCUCCUCAUCCGAAACAUCCGAAACAAAAUCCUUGGAAGAUAAAACAUCCAUCCAACAAGAUAAUGAAGGAAUUUCACAAGAAACAUUAAAAAAUCCUCCAGAAAGUGAUAGUGAAGAGGCACAGUCUGAUGCAUUUGACCCGGAAACCGGGGAAAUUAAUUGGGAUUGUCCUUGUCUUGGAGGAAUGGCUAAAGGAACUUGUGGCGAACAAUUUAAAGCAGCAUUCUCAUGCUUUAUUUACUCUAAAGCUGAGCCAAAGGGGAUUGAUUGUCUAGAACAGUUCCAGAAUAUGAAAGAUUGUUUUAAACAACAUCCUGAAGAGUAUGGUGAAGGUUCGUACAAAAUUUUUUUAAUAGAUUUGAAUGUUUCUUAA